UCGUGAAUUGUCCAGGUCACAUACUCGACGUGGCUAAUUUCCACGUGUGCGGGCAUUGCUACAAAGCAUUUCCAUUUUAGUGCGGAGAGUUUGCGCUUUUGAGCUUUUGUUGGUUCGGGGAGGCUUUGUGGUGAUAGUUCUAUUGCCGGCCUGUGUUGGUUUCGUUUCCGCAGAUUUUGAGUUUGAGUACGCUGAAUUGCGAGUAUCGUCGUGACGUCUCUCGAAUAACCUCUUGACGUUCGGAGGCUUUGUUCUCUUUGUGUGUUGCUUUAUCCUGAGCGAACAGAGCCGCCAAUUACGGGAAAUUCGUAGUGGACAUGAACCCUAACAGAAGGCGGCGAUGGAGCGACCAUCACAACUUCAGUAUGACAAGAACUGGGAUGCAGCCAUCGACCUUACAUUGAGACGCUUCGUCUAUGGUUCUCUCUCAGGGGCUGCAAGUGCAUUGCUUCUCUUCAGGAGUCCCACUACACGCUGGGCUGCUGUGGCAUUUGGAGCCGGCGCAGGCAUAGGAUCAGCUUUCACUGACUCAUCCAGGCUGUUUCAAAACUCGAUUGGGGGCAAUUUGCCGUUCAUUUCAUCACCAUCCUCAAGCCCCGCUAUUGUUGGCGAUGUUCAAUCCAGUUCUGUUAAUCCAGUUCCGGAGCCACCCAAGCAUAUCGAGGCGCCCAAGCUUGAGCGUUUUGAGGAGCCUCUUGUUCAAGAAGCCCAGAAUUCUUAAUUAGGAUUUAGGAUUAAAUUUUAAAGAUUGAAGUUUUCUGUCAGGCAAUUGUCCUGAGUUAUCUCCAUGCUAAUGCUAAGGUAUCUUGAUUCGUUGUAAGCAAUAAAAUUGAGUUCAUGAGAGCAGUAUGACAGGGAAGCUUUGGUUUACCAUCACCAGAAACACGAUUACGAUUGGUAGUAUUUUUUAGGUUGAUUUUGAGGAUGUUGGUCGAGAGUGUAGUUUUGAAUGAACUUUCCUACGACUUAAAGACCCUCUUGUAUAUCCCGUAAUUCCUGUCAUCAAUUACUUGUUGCCAAGUUA
Messenger RNA from Physcomitrium patens, 1024 nucleotides. The record is from RefSeq and is a predicted model, not a curated record. NCBI's taxonomy places the organism in Eukaryota, Viridiplantae, Streptophyta, Bryopsida, Funariales, Funariaceae.